Molecule: messenger RNA, 1489 nt
Organism: Dichomitus squalens LYAD-421 SS1
Lineage: Eukaryota; Fungi; Basidiomycota; Agaricomycetes; Polyporales; Polyporaceae
Product: macro domain-like protein
Exons: 5
Coding region: 302-1015 (237 amino acids)
Source: RefSeq, a predicted model, not a curated record
CUCUACAGGAUGAGUAAUCGUAAAGCAAAACGGUGCUGUCGCAAACGUGAGGCCGAUAUGUGCAAACCUUGACUCGCAAAAGCAACUUAUACAGUGACUCAUGACGACGUGUCACCUGCGUGGCCGCCAAACUCGAGCUUAUGGCCUUGUUCAUUUAGCGCUGUGAUCAUCGGGUUCUUAGAAUACACCAUGAUCUAUAAAGGCGCGUUGGUAGGCAAGUGCAGCCGCCCCCAACAGCAUCUUGCGAUCCAUUGACCCAGCCUCAAAUCCUCAACCCCGACCGGGUGGAAAGCAUACUACAAUGCCUGUCAAGUUCAUCCUCUUCGACAUCUCGCCCAAGCUGGUGUCUGCCUGGAACGAGAGCUUCCCCAAUCUGGUCUCCAAGGACGUCUUAGAGAACAUCACCAUCAAAGGUGCCUCGCUGGAAGACCUCAACAUGCCCUUCGACACCGUCGUCUCCCCCGCUAAUUCCUUCGGCCGCCUUGACGGCAGCUUCGACCAAGUCCUCUCAGACUGGAUCGCGCCAGAGGACGACAACGACGCCCUUACGCACGCCGCCCAAGCCGUCCUCUACGCGCGCUGGCGCGGAUACGCCCCCGCCGGGACCUGCACCCUCGUCCCGCUCGGCAAGACAAAGUGCGCGAACAACAAGCUUGGGGUACGCCACGUCGCGCUCUGCCCAACCAUGCGAAUCCCCGAGAGCGUGCGGUGGCACAAGGAGGUCGUGUACAACUGCGUGUGGUCCCUCCUUGUCGAGAUCGACAAUCACAACGAGGCAAUCGCGGAGGACUCAGAGGGCGCGGCGAGAAGGGGAUUGAGGGAGAUUGAAACCGUCGCGAUGACAGGCCUUGCGACGGGAGUGGGCCGGGUGCCGGUGGACAUGUGCGCGCGGCAGAUGGCGCUGGCAUUCGCGCAUUAUUACGAGGCCAAGGCGAAGCCGGAGAAGUGGGGCGCACUGCAGUGGACUGACAUUAUAAACCUACCGAGUGACGCGCCGACGACGCGGGGCACCUGAUGUAAGGAUACCAGGACGUAGGGAGGUUUUGUGCGUCGACCCGAUGAAAGGAGUGGAGUGGGCGGAGGCAAUGUGCGAAUAGAUCCUUUAUGAGAGCUGUACGGUACAUGUAGUGAGGGACGCACACAUCGCUGGAGACAUGGAACACUCUCGAUAGCUGAUUCACGGACGGUAUUGAUGGUCAUGACGGCCGCUGGCCCGAGCGUCCCUUCAGGGCGGCUUGUGCCGCCUCCGCGAGGGCAAUCUCGUUCUGCUCCUCCGAGCUCGUCUGGGGGGCCGGUGUCUCCGCCUGCUGUUUUGCGAGUGCCUCUCUGCCUGCAGCCAACGUAUUCCGGUGGACGACCCCAAUCAUGACAGCACCCCACACAGUGAUCCCAAACAACGACCAGACAACACCACGAUGGAGGAUAUCGCCAAUGGAUAAGCGUGUUCUGAAAGCCAUUGCUAGCAGGGUUCCAGGAGAGAGAGGUACGG